Messenger RNA from Calypte anna (Anna's hummingbird), 1605 nucleotides. Its product is annotated as probable glutamate receptor. Gene Ontology annotation, biological process: synaptic transmission, glutamatergic; monoatomic ion transport; modulation of chemical synaptic transmission. The record is from RefSeq and is a predicted model, not a curated record. Gene Ontology annotation, molecular function: transmitter-gated monoatomic ion channel activity involved in regulation of postsynaptic membrane potential; AMPA glutamate receptor activity. Lineage: Eukaryota; Metazoa; Chordata; Aves; Apodiformes; Trochilidae. The coding region runs from base 43 to 1506 and encodes 487 amino acids. The transcript is spliced from 10 exons. Gene Ontology annotation, cellular component: plasma membrane; postsynaptic membrane; AMPA glutamate receptor complex.
CUAGCAGGAAGCUUCCUUUAGACAGUUGAUAUUUCUGCUCCAAUGGACAAAGGUCUUCACUUCAUGUUAUGUGUGACUGCAGCUAUGCUACUCCUGAGAGAAUCAAGUCAGACAGGAACUAAAAGGAAGGAUGAUGCUGUGGGUAAGAGCAGUGAACUGAGGGGACUAGAAGGGGGUCUUCCCACUUUGACUGUCACAACAAUCCUGGAAGAUCCUUAUGUCAUGGUGAGAAGUGCAGAGCUGGAGGGGUACUGCAUGGAUCUGCUGAAGGCCCUGGCUGGGAUGCUGCACUUCAGCUACAGGGUGAAGGUGGUGGGAGAUGGGCAGUAUGGGGCUGUCACUUCCAAUGGCAACUGGACAGGGAUGAUUGGGGAGAUCCUGAGAAAGGAAGCAGACAUUGCAGUGGCUCCAUUGACAGUCACAUCAGCAAGGGAAGAGGUGGUCUCCUUCACCACCCCCUUCCUGCAGACUGGGAUUGGGAUCUUGCUGCGCAAAGACACGGUCUCUCAGGAGAUGUCCUUCUUCCACUUCCUGGCUCCUUUCAGCAAGGAGAUCUGGACUGGCCUUUUAUUUGCUUAUGUGCUGACCUGCUUCUGCCUCUUUCUUGUGGCCAGACUGAGCCCCUGUGAGUGGAAUGAGCCCAAGAAUGAAGAGAACCACUUCACCUUCCUAAACAGCCUCUGGUUUGGAGCAGGAUCACUCACCCUGCAAGGUGUCACCCCCCGGCCCAAAGCGGUGUCGGUUCGGGUGAUUGCUGCCGCCUGGUGGCUGUUCACCAUCGCUCUGCUGGCUGCAUACAUCGCCAACUUCACCGCCCUCCUGAGCUCGGGCACCGAGCAGCUCCCCAUCCAGACUUUUGAAGAUCUUGUGAAGCAAAGAAAGAUCGAGUUUGGGACACUGGAGGGCUCCUCCACUUUCUACUACUUCAAGAACUCCAAGAAUCCCAUCCAUCAGAUGAUCUACGAAUAUAUGGACAAGAGACGAGACCACGUUUUGGUCAAGACCUACCAGGAAGCCGUUCAGCGUGUGAUGGAAUCAAACUACGCCUUCAUCGGGGAAUCCAUCUCCCAGGACCUGGCAGCCGCCCGGCACUGCAACCUGAUCCGAGCCCCUGAAGUUAUCGGAGCCAGAGGAUUCGGCAUCGCCGCCCCCCAGGCCUCCCCGUGGACCAAGAAGCUUUCCAUUGCUGUCCUCAAACUCCGCGAGUCGGGCGACCUGGAUUACCUGCGGAACAAGUGGUGGGAGAGCAGCUGCCUGAGCCAGAGCCGGGACCGCUGGAGCCCCCUGCAGCCGCAGGCACUGGGAGGGCUUUUCCUCACCCUGGGCGUGGGGCUGGCUCUGGGAGUGAUCGCGGCCGUGGUGGAGCUCUCCAACAAGAGCAGACACGCUGCUGGGCACCUCAAGAAAUCAUGUUGCUCUGUUUUCACAGAAGAAAUGUGCACUCGCCUACGUAUAAAAGAAAAUACAAGACAAAGCCAGGAGACUUCAGGGAGGGCUAAUGCUUAAUUUUUUUUUUUCUUAAAAAUGGGCAUGUAUUAGGUUCAUACCAUACACAUUUCAUAGGAACUACAUCACUGUAGAGAGAUGUUUUUCUGCAAGUCUAGA